This is a messenger RNA of Vigna unguiculata (cowpea), 643 nucleotides long. Its product is annotated as small ribosomal subunit protein eS27y. Gene Ontology annotation, molecular function: structural constituent of ribosome. Gene Ontology annotation, cellular component: ribosome. Gene Ontology annotation, biological process: translation. NCBI's taxonomy places the organism in Eukaryota, Viridiplantae, Streptophyta, Magnoliopsida, Fabales, Fabaceae. The record is from RefSeq and is a predicted model, not a curated record.
GAUGUGGGUCGGCCCAUAAAAAAGGUUUUAUAAACCUACCAAUUCCCCCUCAUUCCUCCUUGUUGCUGCGCGGCUAGUGUUAAACCUAGGGUUGAGCAUUUUUCUGUGUUUUCCGGCCAUUUUCUCACAAUGGUUCUUCAGAACGAUAUCGAUUUGCUGAACCCUCCAGCUGAGUUGGAGAAGAGAAAGCACAAGCUCAAGCGUCUUGUUCAGUCACCAAAUUCCUUUUUCAUGGAUGUCAAGUGCCAGGGCUGUUUCAACAUAACAACUGUGUUUAGCCACUCCCAGACAGUUGUGGUAUGCGGUAACUGUCAGACUGUGUUGUGCCAACCAACAGGUGGACGUGCAAGGUUAACUGAAGGUUGCUCAUUUAGGAAGAAGGGAGACUAAAUGGUGUGUUAACCAAACUUUUUUUGUGUACGAUUGGAGUGUUGUUGAAUUUCGAUUUAGGAUUUUGAGAUGGAAUCAAGUUUUAGUGAUGGUAUAUUAAAUUUUCUUAAAUUGUAAGACGAUAUCCCUGCUUCCACAGGUUAUUCUAGUGACACCAAAUAUUGAAUUUUACUUUGUUGAAGCGGUCGGUUGUGGUUUGUUUGAUAUUUUUUUAUGUUCUCUAUUCAAGUGGUAAUGGCUUAGUUUGGUGGUU